Messenger RNA from Diatraea saccharalis (sugarcane borer), 653 nucleotides. The record is from the annotation of a GenBank genome assembly. NCBI's taxonomy places the organism in Eukaryota, Metazoa, Arthropoda, Insecta, Lepidoptera, Crambidae.
CGUGCUAUGGAUGUUUGUAUUCUCAAAAAAUCUAUACGACAAAAUAGUUAUCGUGUAUACGAGAACAAAACUCAGUUUGUUAGUUGUAUCUAUAUUGGUAUGGUCUCUCUCAUUACCUUUUGCUCUGAUCGCUAUAUUUACAUUGAAACUAUCGGAUCCAACAUACUUUUAUUUGUACUAUAAAAUAUACGCUUGUUUAAAAUUUGUCAUUGUUAGUACUAAUGCUGUAAUUUAUGUGAAGAUUUUUUAUGUAGCUUUUAAGAAACGUAUGAACAGGCAGAGGAAUAUUAGCGACAUAUCAAAGACAGCUUUCAUGGCAUUCCUUUUGGUAAUCACUACAUGCUUACAGGUUUUCAUUACCGAUGUUUUAUCGUUAUUUAAUAUAACUGUUUCUGUUAAAAUAUUCGGCGUUAUCAAUUCGUUUCAUGCCGUGUUGAUAACAAUAAUUUUUAUUACAAUUUUGCGAGCUAAGAUGAGAGAAUCUGAUGCGAGAACAACUAAUGUCACGAUGACUGAAUUAUCUAAUGAUUGUAAGUGAUUGUUGAAUAAAUUUGUUUUAUUAUAUUGUAUUAAUUGAUCCAAUAUACACCAUCAUGUUCAAAGUUAAGAGACCUUAUUAUGAACUAAUUUUCUCAGUAAAAUUUGUAAUUUAA